AUGACAUCCACGCCCAACCUCGAGCACCUCUCCAUCCUCAGUCAUUCUCCCGAAGACCAGCCCACUCUCGACGAUACCACAUAUCAAAACACUCGUCGUUCCUUGGGCGCCCUCACCGGCUGUCCGCGCCUACGCACCCUCGCCAUCAUCUAUGGCGGGCCCGAGUCACGUCCCAUACGCUCCUGGUGUCGCAGGACCCUCACCGACGCGCUCCCCGUCCUCCUCGCCGACCAAUUAUCCAGCACGCCCGCCCCUCAUCCCACCCUCCAGACACUCAAGCUCGAGACCACCUACCGGGCCGUCGACCUCGACCGUGCGUGGUCCUCCUCGGUGGAAGAUGGGCUCAUCGAGACGCUUUGCGACCGGGAGCGCUACCCAGCGUUCCGGACGUGCCGCGCGGCCCCGCGCGAGGUGUCGAAGCGCGUCUUCGCGCCGUUUGCGACCCGGGACACGAACGCGGACAUCGAUGCGGAGUUCAUGUUCGGAGAACCUCCACGGAACGGAGCGAUCGACCGGGAAGGCAUCCGACCGAAGCGCGACGCGGUCAUGUACACCCGGAGCCCGAUCAACUCGAGUUUUGAGGCGCGCUACGUCACACACACGGUGCAGCAUCACGCGUGUGACUGCGACUGGGACGGACCAGUGCUCGUCGCCGUCCCUGUCGCACGACGAUCUCUUGAGCUCGACCACUAG
Epithele typhae is the source of this 693-nucleotide messenger RNA. RefSeq lists its product as uncharacterized. The record is from RefSeq and is a predicted model, not a curated record. Lineage: Eukaryota; Fungi; Basidiomycota; Agaricomycetes; Polyporales; Epitheliaceae. Bases 1 to 693 code for a protein of 230 amino acids. The transcript is spliced from 4 exons.